AUGGCCGUCAGCAACCGCAUCACAGUGGACAAGCUCGCGGAGCUGGUGCGGGACCCGACCAAGAUCGCGGGCAAGGACUAUGUAGUGGUGGAUGUGCGCAACUCUGACUACAACGGCGGCCACAUCCCUGGCGCUGUCAACGUCCCCGCACACGAAAUGCACGACCAGGCAGCGGCCCUGGUGCGUGGUCCCAAAUCCGCCCGCAUCUACAAUGAAGCGAACAUCCAGGUGCUGACAGGCGGCCAGAGAUGA
Messenger RNA from Linderina pennispora, 252 nucleotides. RefSeq lists its product as uncharacterized. The transcript has 4 exons. Lineage: Eukaryota; Fungi; Kickxellomycota; Kickxellomycetes; Kickxellales; Kickxellaceae. The record is from RefSeq and is a predicted model, not a curated record. Gene Ontology annotation, molecular function: thiosulfate-cyanide sulfurtransferase activity; protein tyrosine phosphatase activity. Gene Ontology annotation, cellular component: nucleus; cytoplasm. The coding region runs from base 1 to 252 and encodes 83 amino acids.